CCAAGCUUACCUAACGCUACUGUCGAACUUUCACCUGCUUCAUGUAUGUAUUGGUCAAAAGCAUCGAUCCAUGGAACUAAAUUAAUUAAACCAUUAAGAGCUCAUACAUCUACACUUGUGAAUGAUUCGAUAUGGAUCUUUGGAGGAACAGAUUUAGUAGGAUGUUUUAAAGAUGUUUGGAAAUUAGAUUUAGAAACCUUAAGUUUCAAUAAAUUAAAGUACCAUCUUCCUCCUCCUUGUAGGGCUCAUUCGGCUACCCAUCUAGACGGUCGGAUCUUUAUCUUUGGUGGUGGUGAUGGACCUAAUUACUUUGAUGAUCUCUAUUACCUAGACACAGGUAAGCGAUCUGUUUCCAAAUCCUCUGAACCAAACCUCAUAGCUCACCUUUUCUUUUUACCAUCGACCCGAAGAGCUCAUGCUACUGUUCUCUAUGGAAACCAAUUGAUCAUCUUUGGUGGAGGAAACGGAUCGAGAGCGUUGAAUGAUGUUCAUGCACUCGAUCUAACCGAUCUGAACCAAUUAGAAUGGAGAGAAUUAGGUAUCAAAGGUCAAUCUCCUUUAAACAGAGGAUAUCAUAGUGCUAAUCUGGUAGGUAGUAAGUGUGUGAUCUUUGGUGGAAGUGAUGGUGGGGAAUGUUUUAGUGAUAUUCAUAUUUUGGAUUUAGAAAAUCUUACUUGGAUUCAAGUCGAUGUAGAUUUACCUAUGCCAAGAUUAGCACAUACAUCAACUCAAGUUGGAUCUUACUUAUUCAUCAUCGGAGGUCAUGAUGGGGAAGACUAUACCUCAGAAGUGAAAUUAUUCAACCUAGUUACAUUACAAUGGGAACCUAGAACGGUUAAAGGUCAAGCACCUCCUCGGAUUGGCUAUCAUACUACUACACUUCAUGAUUCGAGAUUGAUCGUUAUUGGGGGGUUUGAUGGUCGUCAAGUCUUUGAUCAGGUUUGGUGUUUGGAAUUGGCUUCUUCGGCUUAUUUACCUCAGGUUACGAAUUUUACGAUU
Molecule: messenger RNA, 999 nt
Organism: Melampsora larici-populina 98AG31
Lineage: Eukaryota; Fungi; Basidiomycota; Pucciniomycetes; Pucciniales; Melampsoraceae
Exons: 5
Molecular function (GO): protein binding
Source: RefSeq, a predicted model, not a curated record